Molecule: messenger RNA, 1914 nt
Organism: Polistes dominula (European paper wasp)
Lineage: Eukaryota; Metazoa; Arthropoda; Insecta; Hymenoptera; Vespidae
Product: protein toll-like
Source: RefSeq, a predicted model, not a curated record
AUGAAUAGACAUGAUUUUUACAUUUCAAACAAUGGUGUGAAGUUUGGAAUAACCGUAAAAUCAUGGUCAAUGGUUAAGAUCAAAUGUGAAGAUAAUAAUUGGAACGAUUUUACUUUUAUGAGAAUACCAAAAAGCAAUGAAGUCGAUUUAGUGAAAAAUUUUCGUACUUUGAGAUUCCUUGAUUUGUCUGAAAAUUCUCUAGUUUUAAGCAAAGAUACUUUUAAUGAAACUUGGAAUCUUGAUAAACUGUAUUUACAUGGAAAUGGAUUAACAGAGCUUCCUCUUUAUAUAUUUCAUAAACUACUGCAUUUAAGAGUUCUAAUGCUUCAAAGAAAUUCAUUAAAUCUUCCAUCAGAAUUGUUUCAAAAUAAUAAAAAAUUAAAAAGAUUAUUAUUUACCAAUAAUAAAGCAUUAUUACCAACAUUGACGGGUGAUCUUUUAACCGAUUUAGAAAAUCUUGAAAUAAUCCAUUUAAAAAGAAAUGGAUUUACGAGUCUACCAGAAAAUCUUUUCUGGGGUUCAACAUCGUUAAAAUACAUCGAUUUAAAUGAGAAUUAUCUUGAAGAAUUACCCGAAUUAAUCUUCUUUGAUCUAGUAGAAAUUGAAUAUCUCUUAUUAAGUCGCAAUCAGAUUAAGAUACUUCCCGAUGAAGUUUUUAAAUAUCUUAAAUAUUUAGAAGUACUCGACUUGUCUUAUAAUCGUAUCGUUUACGUUCAAAGAAUUUUAUUAGAAGGUUUGACAUCGUUAAGAGAACUUUACAUGGAAGGAAAUAGAUUGAUAAAUAUUCAUAAUGAAGCAUUUUUAACCAAUGAACAACUAUCUAUUGCUAAGUUCUCAUAUAAUCAGCUACAGUUUAGUUAUUUUAAUAACAAGAUGUCACCUUUUCUUAAUAAUCAUCUUCUUAAGGAAUUGCAUUUAGCGAACAAUCGAAUAAACAAAUUUUUUUUCGAUUGGACAAUAAAUAAAGUAGAGUUAGAAUUCUUAGAUUUGAGUUACAACAACAUUAGUGUAAUAUCGGCAAAUGACUUUGUUUUUACGUCGAACAAAUUUGUAGUUGAUCUAAGGCAUAACAACAUAAACAAUAUUUUACUAACUAAUAUCGAAAAUUUGGCAAUAUAUAAUACUGAAAAACGUCAUGUUAUUGUUCAAGUCGAAAACAACUCGUUAUCAUGCGAUUGCAGUUUAUAUGACGUUGUGCGUUAUUUUAACGGUGAUAUGCCUGUUACUGUUUAUAAUUUCUUUGAACUUAGAUUGGGAAACUUAACGUGUGUGAAACCCAAUGGAAUACAAGGGCCGCAAAUUAAUCAGUUGGAUUUUAAAACCUACCAAUGUCCCGAGGAUGACUAUUUUCAAAUUGAGAAAAAUUGUCAAACUAUGUGUAGCUGUAAUAUACGACCGUAUGACAAAAUGCGUGUUUUAGAUUGUUCGUACAAUAAGAUUUCUUUAUUCUUUAUCGACAAGAAUAAAAUGAAUAUGAAGGGAAAUUAUCCAUUAACAUUGAAUCUUACAGGAAAUAAUUUAAGAUUUAUACCACCACUCAAUGAUUUAGAAUCAUUUAAUUUAACACAUUUAUUGUUAUCUAAUAACAAGAUUUCACACUUAGCAGUGUAUAGAUUACCAAAAUCUAUCGAAGUAUUAGAAUUACAUAAUAAUCAUCUAUCAAGCAUGAAUCACGGAGUAAGUGAAUUCUUGCUUAAUCAAAAUUACAAAGAAUUAACUUUGAGCGGUAAUCCAUUUAUAUGUGAUUGCGCUUCUAAAUAUUUACAUGAAUUAGUUUCGAAAAAGCAAAAAUAUUAUAAAGAUCUAAAAAAUGUGAAAUGUAAGGACCAUAAUAUUCCUUUAGUUAAAAUGACCGUUAAGCAAUUGUGUCUAUCUGAUGUUCCACUUGAAAAAAUCAUCAAAAUUAUGGAAUAA